Dermacentor silvarum is the source of this 1523-nucleotide messenger RNA. RefSeq lists its product as uncharacterized. The record is from RefSeq and is a predicted model, not a curated record. Lineage: Eukaryota; Metazoa; Arthropoda; Arachnida; Ixodida; Ixodidae. The coding region runs from base 1158 to 1523 and encodes 121 amino acids. The transcript is spliced from 3 exons.
CAGUGACCGAAUCGACAAAAACGUUCUUACGCUAAAACUGUUCGUAGAAACAGGUGUCAGCCAAUCGUGGCGUUAGACAUAUCGUUAGAGAAGGCGGCUGGCCAUUGGCAAGCACCACUUACGAACGAAAAGCUUUGUGAAUUCGGCCCCAGAUUUUCCUUAUUCACUAUCCCAGUGCUUUGAGUUGUCGCUUAUUUCGCUCUCGCUCUGAGAUCUGCUAGCCUCCUGGUUGGCUCAGAUGGUACAAAGCAACCGCCGCCCCGAAAAGGUGUUGGUCCGAGUUCGAAUCUCCGACCAGGGUGAAUUUCGCUUUAACUGCCAAGCUUUCGUUCUGAAAAAUGCGUGUGGACUUUCUUUGUAGCUUCGUGCCAAAGUCGGGUGAAUCACAAUUUGUCCCUUUCAUGGAACUUUCCUGCAUCUUUCGAGCUGCCGCAAAACUGAUUUGCCAUAUUAAGUAUGUGUAGAGAGAGACAGAAGAAAGGGGAAAGGCAGGGAGGUUAACCGGAUGGGAAGAUCCGGUUUGCUACCCUACGCUGGGGAGAGAGGAGAGGGGGAGGUAAGUGACAGGGAAUAUUAAGUAUGUAACUGAUCAGUUAGCUAUAAGAGCCCAUUUGAAGAACGAUUACGCCCCUGAGCUGUCUUCAGAUCCCGGAAGGAUAUUCACAUGUGUGUCAUCUAUAGGAUCACUGAGGUCUUGUUCCGCGCUAUAAGUGACAGGUGUAACAGUAGGAAAGCAGGCGAUUAGCCUGCUUUGUCAUAAAAAAAGACACAAAUUGCAACAAAGCAUCGAUGUCGUUUAACGUCCCGCUUCAAGGCUGAACGAAGAAUCCCGAAUCUUUAUUGUUUUCUUCUUUUUUGCAGACUUCCGACUAUUCUUCUUCUAAUCGCAAGCGUCGUUCGUAAAAAUUGAAACUUCUAGCCCUCGUGCCUUGAAAAUCGAAGCUUCUAGCCCUCGUACUGCGAAUUUCAGCGGCACGAGCUGAUUUAGAGACGUUACUGCAGGUGUUAUUACAUCGACCUUCAAUUUUGCGAAAAUGACAACUCGCCCAACAGUCGAGUGUUCUGUGUAAAACCAGAAGAUUCAUCCGUAGUUAUUUUUGACACCACAGUGACCAACUCAUUUCGUCUGCUUCUUAGGUGCCUUUCUUGUGCAGCAGAUGUCGGGUGCCUUCAGAAAGAGCCCGUAUGGUCUUAAGCAAAAGCAGGUUACGGUGAAUUGGGGAUGGGAAACAACAAAGUAUAUCAUGACCGAAACGUGGAAGUGGUACCUCUUGCAUCCAGUGCUGGGCCGUACAAUAGCCCACGUGGCACCGUCGCUGGUUCCAGUCUUCUACGCUGUCUACUCGUCCCUGUUCGUGACCUUCACCUUCGGGUGGGAGGUGACACUGUUGUUCCUGGGGCAACACGCGGCGUUCUACGCUGCGGCAGCGCUCCGCAUCCCAGCUCUGUGCUACGUGGUCGCUGCCGUGAUCCACUGCCAGAAGUUUUUUCUCCCUUUCGAUUCAGUCGACGUGAGUCAGUAA